Messenger RNA from Racocetra fulgida, 807 nucleotides. Lineage: Eukaryota; Fungi; Glomeromycota; Glomeromycetes; Diversisporales; Gigasporaceae. The record is from the annotation of a GenBank genome assembly.
AUGACUAAUGAAAGAACAAUAUUGCUAGUAGGUAGAACUGGUAACGGUAGAUCUACAAUAGCUAAUGUGAUUAGUAACACUAAUAAAUUUAAAGAGAGCGAAUAUGCAGUUAGUGAGUCGGAAGGAGGACAGAUAGAACAUUUUCGUGUAAAGGGGGAGAAUAUGAUUUAUCACAUAAUUGAUACUAUUGGUAUUAGUAAUAAUCGUUUUACGGAAGAGGAAACUUUACGUAGGUUAGCCAAUGCAAUUAAGGGAGUCCAAAAUGGUUUGAAUCAAAUAUUCUUUGUAAUUAGUGGUAAAUUCACUAAAGAAGACGUAGAAGCUUUUACUUUGUUUCGAACUAUUUUUUUUGGAGAAGAUAUUGGUAAAUAUACUACUAUUAUUCAAACCAAAUUCCCGGGUUUUCGUGAUCCGGAAAAACGCCGUAAAAAUAAAGAAGUUAUGAGAAAUCAAAAUGAGAAUGUAGCAACUAUAUUAAGCUCUUGCCGUCGCCUUGUUCAUGUAAAUAAUUUAACUGAACAAGAAGAUUCUCGGCAAAGAGCUCGUAAUGAUUGCCGAGCAUUUUUGCGCAAUUAUUUAUCUUCUAAUUGUCAAAAUGUUUAUAUGCCCAGCAAUUUGGGAGAAAUAGAUAAAAGAAUUGAAAAUUAUCUAGCUGAAAAAGAACAUGGCAGUGGCCAACAAGUUCAGAUUGACCAACUUAUAAAAGAAAACCAAUAUCUUCGUGAGCAGUUAAACAACGACAAUGCACAGCAAAAAUUUAGAAAUUUGCAAAAUUUUUUUGGGGGUCCGACUUAUGGUUUCCCAUAA